Messenger RNA from Hepatospora eriocheir, 222 nucleotides. Lineage: Eukaryota; Fungi; Microsporidia; Hepatosporidae. The record is from the annotation of a GenBank genome assembly.
AUGCAGGUUGUAAACAAGAGGGAUGCAAAAAUACCCAUUCCUAUUUUUAAAAAACGUACACAUAUUCACUCAACUAUUCAUACGGAUUGCCAGAAAGCUUAUAGUAGGGUCAACAAAGACUUAGAAGAAGACUUUACAGCGAAUCAUUCCAAGUUAUUUAUUAACCUAGAGAUCCAAUGCCAUAAUCAUCUAAUUCAGAGUUUGCGGGGAAAGCUAAAUUGA